ACGUUCUGCCAAGAUGUUCAUCAAGUCCACACAGCUUUUGACAUUUCCCAGUGGGGAAAAAGAAAACGAUCCACUUGAAAUGCUCGCUUUCAACACCACACACCAUCUCGGCCCGCCCGUGGUUGGGGGUAAAAUAUAGAACGAAUUGAACAUGGUAAUCCGAAACAAACAAAAACAGAAACUGCUGGAGAAACUCGGCAGAUAUCUGUGGAGAGAAAAUAGAGUUAACGUUCCAACCCUCCUCACUCACCCCAAGAAAGAGGCCGUUGGUUUCUGAGUUGUCGGCAGACCUCGACUGCCGAGCCCCGGUACACCGCCCGCAAUAGUAGCGCCGAGACGAAACCCAAUACACGAGACAUGCUGCGAGACCAAGACGCUCUCGAGACCCGGACCAACGUUCUAAGUCCAACCGCCACCAAGGUUAAAGUAACCGAGAUAGUAGGAACCGUCUUUCCGAUGGGGGAAGGGAAAAGUGAAAACUAGCACAUGCGCUCUCACUCACAAUCCCCACGUAUUCGGUUACGGAAAUCAGCUGGAGGUCUCACCCUCUGACCGGUAAAAAAUUAAGUUUAAUAAGGAGGAAGGGGUGUUAGUAUCGCUGACUUCCGGGCACCUCAAGAGUCAGUAGCUGGGAUUUGCGGCCGUUGCAAGUUUUGGUGCUGGUCCGCCGGGUUCUGCAUAUUGAAGCUGCUGGAAGGGCAGCGGCUAGAGGCUUUCCCUUCCGCCUUUCUCCCGAACACCGCCAAGCCCACCGUCUUCAUACCGCAUCCCCGCGCCAACUGUUACCAUUUCAGGUGCUAACCCGUUUCGAGAGCCGAGAGUGUGUGAGACAGACCAAUCCAAAAGGUUCGAGAGCAAGUGUCGCAAAUUCACUCAAUGAGUAUUCAAAAGCCUGCGAGCAAGGCCCGCGUCUUCUGAACAGUUACUGUCUUCCCGUAAAUAAACUACUGUCUUAAAAUAGAUACUGAAAACUACAAAUGCUGAAGAUCACAGCGGGUCAGACAGCGUCCUUGGAGAGACAGCAAGUUAAUGUUUGGAGUCUCUGCUCGCAACAUUGCGGAGAAAUCUAGAAGCGUCCUGACCCGAAACGUCAACUUUGUGACAGAUGAGGGUGAAAGACCCAUCUUCCCGAUGUAAUGGCGAAAUGACGAAAAAGUGCAGAAGGCCUGCGAGAUAUCAAGAUGAUGAUUCUUCUGAUGAAGUCACAGGUUCUACCUGCCAGCAUAUUGGAGGCGCAGUAGAUCUGAUCCAAGUGAAGAAGGCAGUUACUCAAAACCACUGGUCAAUUUGCACAGAGUGUGUCAGAAGUUUGAAAGUACAUGAUGAAAAGCGUGGUGCUUCAUCAAAUACUUGGAUGUGUCUGAAAUGUGGGUACCAGGGUUGCAGUCAAAACUCAAAAGAUCAGCAUUCUUUCAAGCAUUUCCAGACUGCACGCUUAGAUGCACAUUGCAUUGUGAUCAAUUUGGACUCCUGGACUGUUUGGUGUUAUGAGUGUGAUGAGGAAUUAAAAUCAUACCAUGAGAAGGUUCUUUCUCACUUGCUGGAUUUUCUGCAAAGACAUGCUACUAAGAUCCACUCGGGUUCAAUUUCAAAAUUAAUGAAGGUUCAAGAUGAAAAUUCAGAUAGCAAUGAAACAGAGAGACGAAAGCAUAUGAUCAACAAUGUAGCUGUUCCUGUCAAAGGCUUGUGCAAUUUAGGAAAUACCUGCUUCUUUAAUGCAGUUAUGCAAAACAUGGCUCAAACCCAUAUGCUUUGUGAUCUUAUGCAUGAGAUGAAGGAGAAGGGGACAAAGCUGAAGCUCUGUCCACCCACCGAUUCGAAUUUGGAUCCGUUGAUGAUAACACUUCCUAGCCCUGGAUCAUUGACAUCAGCCGUUUAUUUAUUCCUUCACAGUAUGAAAGAAGCAGGAAAUGGGCCAUUGGUUCCAAGAGUACUUUUCAGUCAGUUAUGUCAAAACGGUGUCUUCCACGAGGGACUUUCGCCCUUAGGAGGAAAACUACAGUUGAACACAGCAGCCCUUUCUGCUCACAUGACUUGCAAAGCACCACGUUUCAGAGGGUACCAGCAGCAAGACAGCCAGGAAUUGCUUCAUUAUUUGCUGGAUGCCAUGCAGAUUGAAGAAACUAAGCGCAUACAGAGUGCAAUCUUGAAAGCCUUCAACAAUCCAACAGUCAAAACUGCUGAUGAAGAGACCAAACGUAAAAUAAAAGUAUAUGGUAGAGAAGGUGUGAAGAUGAAUUUUGUUGAUCAGAUUUUUGUUGGAGAACUGGUCAAUACUAUCAUGUGUGAAGAGUGCUCACAUAUUUCAACUGUUAAAGAGCAAUUUAUUGAUCUUUCACUACCCAUUGUAGAAGAAAGGGCAGCAAAACGAGGGCCAUCAGAGAAAAUAAAUAAAAGUCAUGAUGGAAAGGAUGUGGAAAUUAAGGAAAAUAUUUUGGCUUCAAGUAAGCAGGACACCUGUGCAACAUCUCUUACUCCAAACAGAUAUAAAACAAAAAGUUCUAAGAAACCACCAUCUGCGAAAUAUGCAGUAAAGCAGUGCCAUGCAAGCAAACAAAGGAUGAAGGAAAUGAAGAAAUCAACACCUGAUGAUGAUGAUGACAGGAAUUGUCGAGUUUCUGCAGAGCAAAGUAAUGGACACCGAGAGGACAGUAACCGGACACUUUGUUGCUCUCAUCUAGGAGAAAUCAGUAACCUUAGUCAGUCAGAAGGUAGUGAUAAAGAUGGAGAUCAGUCAGAUGGAAGCAAUGAUGCAGAUAGUGAAGCCUCAGAAUCCGAGAAUCUGUCAAAAUCUGUUGAGUCCCUAAGUUUUCACACCAACUCCAAUUUUGAUUUGACAACUAUCAACCAUAAGCUGUCGAACAAUGAUUUAGUUCAAACUAAACAAGUGGAGUUUAAUUGUAAUGAUUCUAUUUCCAGUGCAAUAACAAAACUCAACCUUGGCAGUCCCAAAAAUGAAAGUCUAAUAAUCAAUACUGUUUACGAGGAACAGACAGACUAUGUUUCAUUCUGCAGUGAAGACGCAAAAGAAAGAUCAGUAGUUUCAAAGAAAACAGCUGCAGCGUUUCAAACAUUGUCCCAGAACUAUGAACCAAGAUCCAAAGAAUGCUCACUCCAAUCCUGUCUUAGCCACUUUACGUCUGUGGAUCUGCUCAUGGGUAAUAACAAACUGUUAUGUGAAAAGUGCACAGAAAAAAGGCAGAAACAACACAAGAAAUCACAUUCAGCAGAGAAGAAAUCUGAACAUGUGUACACAAAUGCUCGUAAACAAAUGUUGAUCUCUGCCAUCCCACCUAUAUUAAGUUUUCACCUUAAAAGAUUCCACCAGACAGGUUUGAGUUUGCGGAAAAUUAAUAGGCACGUGGAUUUUCCUUUAGUUCUGGAUUUGGCACCAUUUUGUUCAUUCGACUGCAGGAAUGUUGGAGUGGAAAACAGAGCGCUAUACAGUCUAUAUGGAGUAGUUGAACACUCUGGAUCUAUGCGCGGAGGACACUAUACAGCAUAUGUGCAAGUCAGAGCAGCCAACAAAAAAGUAUCUGAACAUAUCCCUGGAAACAAGAAUGUACCAGGUGUCAGAGAUGCUGGAGCACCGUCAAGGCAGUGGGUUUACGUCAAUGACACCCAUGUACAGGCAGUUCCUGAAGCUCGAGUACUCAAUGCUCAGGCCUAUCUAUUGUUCUAUGAACAGCUUCUGUGAAAGCAUUGUUUGGGAAGUGUACAUUAAUGCACAAAGUUGAUAAUAUUUUCUAAUUUCUAACAACAACCCAUCUGACUUCUCUGAACUUUUCAUUUUACUCUUUAUUUAUUGAAUCAGUUACAAGGACAUCAUGAUUAAAAUUUAUUACACCCAACAGUAAAAUUAAAUGCUAAAAAAAUGUAAAUCCAUUGAAAAUAUGUUUACUCACAAAUGAUGCCUUCAAUGUUGCAUUUUUUUCUCCCCCAGAUUUUUAUUUUGACUUAUUGAAGUGCAGGCAUUUUCAUCACGGUCACUUUCAUUUAACAAAUAUUUUUUCACCUUUCAAAAGAUGCUGCUUUUAUUGCAUUUGUGCAAACAAUGGCCAUGCACGUUCAAAAAUAAGGAAAAUUAUUGUUUAUGUAUUAGAGUAGAAAUAAUUAAAUUUUCACAUUUCAUUAGUGAUUAUAUUUACUGUCCAAGACAGAAAUAAGAGUACAGGCUAUAUUGCCUGACAUUGAGUAAUUAUGAAUUACUAUCUAACAGAUUUAUUUUUUUAUGGAAAUAAUUUGAUUCUUCGGAAGCCAUCUCACUUCAUCCAUGAUCUUUAUCUUUGAAGCCAUUGUCACAAUUUUUGAUUCCAAGACAUCACAGCUCUGACUAGAAACAGAAUAUGAGGAAUGUUGUGCAUCUGAGAUAUUAUGUCUAUGUUAAUUCACACAACACACAAUACCAGAAAGGCACAUCAUUGCUUAAUACACAGAAGGUCUUUUUCGGUACCCAUACAUUUUUUUUUCCUUGAAUUAACUUGCACUUUCACCGUGCCAUUUAUUUAUGUUUUUUUGUUCAUAAUCCUUAUCAAAAGCUCACUGUGAUGAAUAAUUUCAUCCUGAAGAAUAUUUUAAUAAAUAAUUAUCUCCUA
Stegostoma tigrinum is the source of this 4595-nucleotide messenger RNA. RefSeq names its product ubiquitin specific peptidase 45 (gene usp45). Gene Ontology annotation, molecular function: cysteine-type deubiquitinase activity; zinc ion binding; cysteine-type endopeptidase activity. Gene Ontology annotation, cellular component: nucleus; cytosol. NCBI's taxonomy places the organism in Eukaryota, Metazoa, Chordata, Chondrichthyes, Orectolobiformes, Stegostomatidae. The transcript is spliced from 19 exons. Gene Ontology annotation, biological process: protein deubiquitination. The record is from RefSeq and is a predicted model, not a curated record. Bases 1106 to 3697 code for a protein of 863 amino acids.